Chondrus crispus (carragheen) is the source of this 1077-nucleotide messenger RNA. RefSeq names its product Carbohydrate sulfotransferase. The transcript has a single exon. The coding region runs from base 1 to 1077 and encodes 358 amino acids. The record is from RefSeq and is a predicted model, not a curated record. Gene Ontology annotation, molecular function: sulfotransferase activity. NCBI's taxonomy places the organism in Eukaryota, Rhodophyta, Florideophyceae, Gigartinales, Gigartinaceae. Gene Ontology annotation, cellular component: membrane.
AUGGGUCUCCAGAGCCGUACAAAAAGAGUACCCAAAGCUGUCUUGGUUGUUCUGUUCAUAUCGGGCAUGAUCUGGAUGCCGUUCUGGAAUGCGUUUAUGUCUCACUACGGAGAGCCGAACAAGAAAGGGAACCCUCCUCUAUUAUGGCCAGGGAGGGGAGCAGUGGCAGCGGACAACAAAUGGUCAGAGGCAAGCUUGACAUCGACUAAGCCGGAACCAUCGAAAGAGCGUAGACCACUCAGUCACCGAGAUUACAACUUAACUUUGGCUGUCUGGACAGCCCAGGUGAUGUACGCUGUGCAAACUCCAGAUUUGAGGGUGGUAUCUUGUGUGCCUCCUAAGAACGGGUGCACUUAUCACAGGAGUCUCCUUCGCAGAAUAUCUGGAAGUGCAGAUUUUGACCGCGUUUAUGCCAUACAUAACUCGACUUGGAGGACGGAGAUAGAGCUUAGUAAUCUCCGGGAGGAGCAAAUAGAGGACAUUUUGGAAAAUGACGAGGUGCUAAAAUAUAUGCUUACUCGAAACCCUAUCACGAGAACACUUUCAGGGUACUUGAAUAAGGUUCAAGAAAAACUUCCUAUUGAGAAGCGAACCGUGACACAUUUUGAGGACUGGGUCCGACAGGAGUUCCCGGAAGGACGACUAACGCAAGAGGGCCGCAUCGAGAUGAAUACGCAUUGGAUGCCGCAGUCGAAGCUGUGUGGUGUGGAGUAUGGCAUCCACAAAUACUUCCGAUUGUUGAAGUUCGAGGAACCAGUUUCAGUUAUCACUUUUAUAUACGAUCAUGUGCCGCGGAAAUUCCUAGAUGAUGGAUGGGGACGUAAAAACAGGGUGAACGUUUCGUUCAGCAACUACAUGCUCGGCCCGAGAAAUCGGACGCAGGGUACAUCAGAAAAGCUGCUGACGUACUUCAGGUCACUGGACACCUUCGAUUAUUUGGCUGGGCAAUUAAGCUUAGAUAUUGAUGAGCUCGGAUAUCGAAAAGAGGUCACGGAAAUGAGGAAUCUAUUGGUAAACAGGGACAAGAAUUCUCAAGGAGGAGGGCUUAGUGGCUACUUUCCACGACUCUACUAUUAA